AUGCUUUGCUUGCUUGAGGUGCUUUGCUUCCUUGUGAUACUUUGCUUACUUAAGGUGCUUUGCUUGCUUGAGGUGCUUUGCUUGCUUGCUAUACUUUGCUUACUUGAGGUGCUUUGCUUGCUUGCUAUACUUUGCUUUCUUGAGGUGCUUUGCUUGCUUGAGGUGCUUUGCUUGCUGAGAUGCUUUGCUUUCUUGAGAUGCUUUGCUUACUUGAGAUGCCUUAUAUGAUCAUGAUGACAAAAGUGCGAUCCGAAUUGCCUACUUCCAUAAAGAAGGGUCCAUUGGGUGUGUUAAUACCAAUUGUGUUCUUCCAUUCUUAUUCCCGAUGAUUAUUGUCGACAUGCCUUAUCUCCUGUUGUAAUCUCGAUUCUCACCCAAAAUCCUGAAUGUCUGGGAGGGGGCGAACUACAAAAUCCCGAUAGUCGACGUAAUUAAUAAUUACUGCGGUCAUUGAUUUAGGCUAGGCCUACUCUCCACGUCCGAAUGAAGAGCUUCACAUUACUAGCAGUGCAAAAGCUAAGGAAAGAUUAGGCAAUGUGAACUCUAAAUUUUAGGUCUUUGCAUAUACAAUACCUUCUGGAAUAUCAAGGGAUAGAUACCACACGCCUUUUUGCAUUCGCAGUGUACGGUGAGGGCUCUUUUCGGUGGAGCGCUUGUAUUUUUGUUGUUUUAUCAGUUUUCCAAGUAUAUUUGUUCCUCACUUGUCUAACCCCACCGAGCGCGGUCCCUUGCAUGCUAAUGAAGGUAUGGUUGCCGUGUUCAUUUUUUUCAUGUCAAAACGAUCUGUCAAAACUAUAAUACGUUGUUUUGGGGGAGUACUGAAUAUAAAUUGUCACGUGUUGUCUAUUUUAUUAGGCAUCACUCUACAAUGUUGACAUAUCGGAAAUCUAAACUGUCCACGUUGUAAGCUGCAACUUGUUUACAGUUCACAUUGAGCCCUUAAUUCUUUAGGGGCUCAACAAGGCUCUUAGAGUGUCACUCAUAAUAAGUCAAGCCUUCAUAUAGUUGUCCAUAUAAAUCGUCUCACUUUAUAUCUUCUUUAGCUGAUUUACUUACUUGGGAUGCUUUCCUUCCCAACUUUACUUUAGAUGUUACUAUUUUCUUACUUUGCUUACUUGAGAUGCUUUGCUCAGUUGAGGUGCUUUACUUACUUGAGAUGAUUUGCUUGCUUGAGGUGCUUUGCUUGCUGAGAUGCUUUGCUUUCUUGAGAUGCUUUGCUUACUUGAGAUGCUUUGCUUACUUGAGAUGCUUUGCUUGCUUGAGGUGCUUUGCUUCCUUGUGAUACUUUGCUUACUUAAGGUGCUUUGCUUGCUUGAGGUGCUUUGCUUGCUUGCUAUACUUUGCUUACUUGAGGUGCUUUGCUUGCUUGCUAUACUUUGCUUUCUUGAGGUGCUUUGCUUGCUUGAGGUGCUUUGCUUACUUGAGGUGCUUUGCUUUCUUGAGAUGCUUUGCUUACUUGAGGUGCUUUGGUUACUUGAGAUGCUUUGCUUUCUUGAGGUGCUUUGCUUACUUGAGGUGCUUUGCUUUCUUGAGAUGCUUUGCUUACUUGAGGUGCUUUGCUUGCUUGAGGUGCUUUGCUUUCAUGAGGUGCUUUGCUUUCUUGAGCUGCUUUGCUUUCUUGAGAUGCUUUGCUUUCUUGAGGUGCUUUGCUUACUUGAGAUGCUUUGCUUGCUUGAGGUGCUUUGCUUACUUGAGAUGCUUUGCUUGCCUGAGGUGCUUUGCUUACUUGAGAUGCUUUGCUUGCUUGAGGUGCUUUGCUUUCUUGAGGUGCUUUGCUUACUUGAGGUGCUUUGCUUACUUGAGAUGCUUUGCUUGCUUGAGGUGCUUUGCUUACUUCAGGUGCUUUGCUUUCUUGAGAUGCUUUGCUUACUUGAGGUGCUUUGCUUGCUUGAGGUGCUUUGCUUUCAUGAGGUGCUUUGCUUUCUUGAGGUGCUUUGCUUUCUUGAGAUGCUUUGCUUUCUUGAGGUGCUUUGUUUACUUGAGAUGCUUUGGUUACUUGAGAUGCUUUGGUUACUUGAGGUGCUUUGGUUGCUUGAGGUGCUUUGCCUGCUUGACAUGCUUUGCUUACUUGAGGUGCUUUGCUUGCUUGAGAUACUCUGCUUGCUUGAGGUGCUUUGCUUGCUUGAGGUGCUUUGCUUACUUGAGGUGCUUUGGUUACUUGAGGUGCUUUGCUUACUUGAGAUGCUUUGCUUGCUUGAGGUGCUUUGCCUGCUUGACAUGCUUUGCUUACUUGAGAUGCUUUGCUUGCUUGAGGUACUCUGCUUGCUUGAGGUGCUUUGCUUGCUUGAGAUACUCUGCUUGCUUGAGGUGCUUUGCUUGCUUGAGGUGCUUUGCUUACUUGAGGUGCUUUGGUUACUUGAGGUGCUUUGCUUACUUGAGAUGCUUUGCUUGCUUGAGGUGCUUUGCCUGCUUGACAUGCUUUGCUUACUUGAGAUGCUUUGCUUGCUUGAGGUGCUUUGCCUGCUUGACAUGCUUUGCUUACUUGAGAUGCUUUGCUUGCUUGAGGUGCUUUGCCUGCUUGACAUGCUUUGCUUACUUGAGAUGCUUUGCUUGCUUGAGGUACUCUGGUUGCUUCAGGUGCUUUACUUGCUUGAGAUGCUUUGGUUACUUGAGAUGCUUUGCUUACUUGAGGUGCUUUGCUUGCUUGAGGUGCUUUGCUUACUUGAGGUGCUUUGCGUACUUGAGGUGCUUGCUUACUGGAGGUGCUUUGCUUGCUUGAGGUGCUUUGCUUGCUUGAGGUGCUUUGCUUACUUGAGAUGCUUUGCUAGCUUGAGAUGCUUUGCUUACUUGAGGUGCUUUGCUUACUUGAGGUGCUUUGCCUGCUUGACAUGCUUUGGUUACUUGAGAUGCUUUGCUAGCUUGAGAUGCUUUGCUUAUUCGAGGUACUUUGCUUGCUUGAGGUGCUUUGGUUACUUGAGAUGCUUUGCUAGCUUGAGGUGCUUUGGUUACUUGAGAUGCUUUGCUUGCUUGAGGUGCUUUGCUUACUCGAGAUGCUUUGCUUACCGAAAGAUGCUUUACUUGCUUGAAGUGCUUUGCUUACUUGAGGUGCUUUCCUUGCUAAGUAUGCUUUGCUUUCUUGAGGUGCUUUCCUUACUUACCACUCUACGACGCUUGCCUUGAUUGAUUUGCAUGAAAAACUUUUAUCUGCUACUGAUCGUGGUGAAUUAGGGGUUGGUGUCUUUUUGGAUGCCUCGAAACCUUUCGAUACAGUCAAUCAAUCCAUCUUAUUUGAUAAAUUUGAACACUGUGGUAUACCUGGCUUGGCUCUGAAAUAGAUUAAGAGCUAUUUUUCCAACAGACUUCAAUUUGUAGAAUACAAUGGUUAUGUUUCGUCUCGUGCUAAUAUCAUGUGUGGCUUUCCCCAAGGUUCAAUACUAGGGUCUUUGUUUUUUCUGCUCUACAUCAACGAUAUAAUCAACACAUCAACAAUAUUACAAUUGAUAUUAUUUGCAGAUGAUGACAAACGUAUUUGUGUCUUACAAGGACAAAGACUGCUUGACUAAUAUACUGAACGCUGAGCUAAAUAAGUUGUCAAUAUGGUUUAGAGCUAACAUGCUUUCGUUAAACUUGAAAAAAACUAAAUUUAUUGUAUUUAAACAAUGCCAAAAGCGUACAAAUAAAACUAUUCAACUUUUAAUUAAUGGCCAAAAAGUUGAUCGGGUAAAAGAAACAGUUUUCUUGGGAGUAAUCAUGGAUGAAAAUUUAAAAUGGAAACCUGAACUCUCACAUGUCGCCAAUAAAGUUUCUAAAUGCACAGGAAUUAUAUUCGUAAAUCCGGUUUCUAUUUAUCUACGAAAGCUUUACGAACACUAUAUUUUUCUCUAGUCUAUCCAUACUUUUUUUGUUGCAACUUAGUUUAAUUUGGGCCUCUACUUGCAGAACUAACCUUAUUCGUCAUGAGAUUUUACAGAAACGAGUGAUCAGAACUAUAGCUGAAACUACUUUCGAUGCACAUACUGAUCCAAUCUUUCAAAAUCUUGGUAUCUUAAAAUUUCAUGAUAUAUACUUAAUACAACUAGGCUUAUUCAUGUACUCCUAUCAAAACCAUACUCUACCUUUAAAAUUUCAUGGUAAAUUUACCUUACAAAGUCAAAUUCAUUUGUAUUAUACAAGAAACUCGUGUAAAUUUCGUCUGCCUUUCUGUCGUACCCGAACCAAACAAUUUUCCUUAUUUUAUCAUGGACCUAAAUUUUACAACACCUUAAACACCAACAUCAUCAACGCUUCCUCCCCUUUUUCCUUUAAAAGAGCACUUAAGGCAUUUAUUUGUAAUAAUUAUUAGUAUACUAAACAAAAAUCUUGGGAAAAAGCCUUUUAAUAUUCAACGUUUGUAAACUUCCGUAAUAUUGAUUGUAUUUUAAUUUUCCACCUGAUAUUAUUUUGUAUCCCGUCGCCGUAAUUUUUAUACCAUCUUCGAAAAAUUGUAAUUGAGGAGGCCUAAUUAACAUAAGCUUUAUAGUUUCCUUUAGGCCUCCUCGCCAUUUCUUCCUACAUUUUUUUUGGCAUCUUUUUGUAAUUGUAAUCGUGUGGCAAAUAAAUAAAUACAAAUACAAUACAAAUACGUGAGGUGCUUUGCUCACUUGAGAUGCUUUGCUUGUUUGAAGUGCUUUGCUUAAAGAUGCUUAGCUUGCUUGAGGUGCUUUGCUUACGUGAGGUGCUUUGCUUGCUUGAGAUGCUUUGCUUACUUGAGAUGCUUUGCUUGCUUGAGGUGCUUUGCUUGCUUGAGGUGCUUUGCUUACUGGAGGUGCUUUGCUUGCUUGAGGUGCUUUGCUUGCUUGAGAUGCUUUGUUUGCUUGAGGUGCUCUGCUUGCUUGAGCUGCUU
Porites lobata is the source of this 4822-nucleotide messenger RNA. The record is from the annotation of a GenBank genome assembly. Lineage: Eukaryota; Metazoa; Cnidaria; Anthozoa; Scleractinia; Poritidae.